This is a messenger RNA of Sphenostylis stenocarpa, 633 nucleotides long. The record is from the annotation of a GenBank genome assembly. Lineage: Eukaryota; Viridiplantae; Streptophyta; Magnoliopsida; Fabales; Fabaceae.
AUGUCUAAAAUCACGAUAACCUCUCCGAAACCUUGUGAUGCAAAAGAAGGAUUGAAAAUUAAGAGCAACUACAAGAAGCUCUACUUGACUUUGUCAGCAUUUUUCACCACAAUCCUACUACUGAUACUUCUUAUUUGGCUCAUCCUCCACCCUGCCAAGCCUCAAUUCUCCCUCAAAGAAGUUGACAUCUACCAGCUCAACCUCUCAGGCCCCAACCUCAACUCCUCCAUCCAACUCACCUUCCUCGCCAAGAACCCAAACCAGAAAGUUGGCAUUUACUUCGACGAGAUUCAAGUCUAUGCAACCUACAAGGGGCAGCAAAUUACCGGUGAUACCCCUGUGCCACCCUUCUACCAAGCCCAAGAGGAGAGUAAUCUCAUAACAGCCUCUUUGAUGGGAAACACUUUACCCGUGGCUCCCUCUCUUGGCUAUGAACUGGGUCGUGAUCAAAAUGUUGGAAGACUAGUUUUGAAUCUCAAAGCCAAUGGAAAGCUUCGUUGGAAGGUGGGAACAUGGGUCUCUGGACGUUACAGGUUCAACGUUAAUUGUGUUGCUAUCAAUGCCUUUGGACCCUCUAUUCCUGCAGGUCCUCUCACUUCAAAGCAAGGAGCGCAGUGUUCUACCACAAUUUAG